This is a messenger RNA of Auanema sp. JU1783, 1140 nucleotides long. The record is from the annotation of a GenBank genome assembly. NCBI's taxonomy places the organism in Eukaryota, Metazoa, Nematoda, Chromadorea, Rhabditida, Rhabditidae.
AUGAGUGCCAAUGUUCGAACGGAUUGUUUCUUUAACCUCACGAGAGAAGAAAAAAUUGAUAUUUUCAAGCGUCGACAAGGAUUACGAAUUGAAAAUGUGUUCCGAAACUACUUCGGAUGGGCAAUGCUUCCAUUGGCCGGAUUGGCAACUAUCGUAACCAUUCUGUUCAUAGUGACCAUAUACAAGGCAAUACGCGCUCGUCGAGUCAGUCGCAAGUGUUACAUUUUGAUCUUAAAUCGUUCAAUCGGAGAUUUACUAUCAUGUAUCUGUGCUCUUCUCGUUUGUGGUUAUGUGUUACUCAUGCCUGAUGUUAAUCGAGACAUUGUUAUCUUCAUGGAGUCAUUCUUUAUUGGAUCUUUCUGGUCAGCUAUGGUCUCAUAUGUAGCUCUUUCUGUUUUAAAAUUAUUUGCCGUUUGGAAACCGUUUCACUAUCGCAAAUGGUUUAAUAUGAAACGUUGUAUAUAUUUGAUUAUCUUCAGUUGGAUAAUGUUUGUUUUGAUGAUCAGUUACACAUUGGGUGUAACAGCUUUAGUAAAGAUUCCUUAUUUGAAUGAAUGGUCAGGUUGUAAAAUGGAAACAUGUCUUCGUAUAAUGUAUAGAUCAAGAAACUUUGUAACUCUUACCGUAUACUUCUUCACAUUAUUUGUUUUCGUUGGAACAGUUAUUCUGAUACGAAGAGCACAACGAUUUGUUGAUUCGUUCAAGAAACGUGAGAGUGCCAAGUCAGAGGGUGGACGUAUUCAAAGGGCACGUUUUCCGUUAUGGAAAUUAGCAUUGAAUGUUGGAACAUUUGCUGGCUUAUAUCUCUUCUACGUUAUAUGGUGCAUCGGCUUAGUAUUGAAUACUGAUCAAUGCUAUUUUCAAAGAAAUUAUGCGGAAAUGAUGAUGUUAUUGUCAAUUGUUCGAUUCUCUCUUGUUUUGCGGAUACUAAUUGAUCCUAUUCUCUCAUUCAUAACAGAUUUCCAGAUUCGUCGUGGUAUGCUUGCUCUCUUUAAUAUUCACCGUAACCUUAAUGGACCUGGAUCUCGUGUUGGAUUCCAAAAAUCUACAAUCAGCGAGUAUAAUUCGUCGAAUGGCGAUUCUGGUCCAAAUCGAAUUGAAAGAGUUGCUCGUAGUCAAACAGUUCAUUCAAUUCCUUGA